This is a messenger RNA of Odobenus rosmarus divergens (Pacific walrus), 1081 nucleotides long. RefSeq names its product protein CASC4-like. The transcript is spliced from 6 exons. Bases 272 to 1081 code for a protein of 269 amino acids. The record is from RefSeq and is a predicted model, not a curated record. Lineage: Eukaryota; Metazoa; Chordata; Mammalia; Carnivora; Odobenidae.
GGCAGCUGGGUUCUCCUGGUUCCACCCGGCUGGUGCGGGGUCGUUUUCAAAGCCUUGGGAACGCGCUCUGGCCAGAUUUGAGGAGGGGGGGCGGGGAGGGGCCUGCGGCUUGCGGCCCCGCCCCCUUCUCCGUCUCGCCGGCAGGCAGAUUGGCCCGCCUUCUUCGGCCGGCCCUGGGGCCGCGUCCCCCAGGCAACUCAGCUUCUGAGGCCUGAGCUUCUGCCCGCAGGUGUUGGCGACCAGGCCCCAGGGCACAGCCUAGUUCGACCCCAUGGUGGGUUUUGGAGCUAACCGGCGGGCCGGCCGCCUGCCCUCCUUCGUGUUGGUGGUGCUGCUGGUGGUGAUCGCGGUCCUCGCCUUCAACUACUGGAGUAUCUCCUCCCGCCACGUCCUGCUUCAGGAGGAGGUGGCGGAGCUGCAGGGCCAGGUCCAGCGCACCGAGGUGGCCCGCGGGCGCCUGGAGAAGCGCAAUUCAGACCUCCUGCUCUUGGUGGACUCGCACAAGAAACAGAUCGACCAGAAGGAGGCCGACUACGGCCGCCUCAGCAGCCGGCUGCAGGCCAAGGAGGGCCUGGGGAAGAGAUGCGAGGAUGACAAGGUUAAACUGCAGAGCAACAUAUCAUAUCAGAUGGCAGAUAUACAUCAUUUAAAGGAGCAACUUGCUGAACUUCGUCAGGAGUUUCUUCGACAAGAAGACCAGCUUCAGGACUAUAGGAAGAACACUACUUACCUUGUGAAGAGGUUAGAAUAUGAGAGUUUUCAGUGUGGACAACAGAUCAAGGAGUUAAGAGCACAGCAUGAAGAAAAUAUUAAAAAGUUAGCAGACCAGUUUUUGCAGGAACAAAAGCAAAAGUCACACAAGUUUGAAUCAAAAGAUGGAAAUGAAUUGGGUGUAAACAAUCAUGCAGUACCUAAAAACAUUCCCAGAGUAGCUGAGAAUGCUGCAGAUAAGAAUGAAGAACCCUCAAGCAAUCAUAUUCCACAUGGGAAAGAACAAAUCAAACGAGGUGGUGAUGCAGGAAUGCCUGGAAUAGAAGAGAAUGACCUUGCAAAAGUUGAAGAUCUUCCUACUGGUAAGUAG